AUGGAGUCCAGAACAGCGACGGCAGAGCCGUCCAGCAAGCGACCUCGAUCACCGUCCGGCGAUUUCCCUCCCAUCGCUUCCAAAGUCCCGAAGACACAUUCGAACCACCUGCAGAUCAACUACCUGGCGCGUCAGUAUCCGGAUAAUCUUCCUCUGGUCUCCAUCGAUGAUACGAUGCCCGCAAUCAUUCACCUGAUCGGUGAAUAUGACGGUGUCCUCCAUCGUCAUGAGAGUAUCGCUGGGAAUUUAGGCGCAUGCCCUUUGGGGCCCAUCUUGAUUAAGCGCUUUGAGCGCCUUUUCGAUGGCCCUCCCCGCGUACUCAAAUCGCACGGCAAAGACUCUCCCAACAUUACCUGGCUAGACGUAGUGGAGUUCGCCAAGAACAAGCCAGAGCAGUUCAAUCUGGAGAAGACCCGCAAUGGUGUGCGAGUCUGUCAAUUCUAUACCAAGCAGUGUCGGGUGGAGAUCAGCGAAGAAGACUUCGUGCUGAUCGCAUCGGGAAUGCCGCAGAAAAUGAUCCCCCCGCAGCCGAUUAUUGAGGAUGAGGAGAAAGAGUUGGGCGCGCUAGAGAUUUUGGAGAAGAACCUCCAACAAAUUAUCCAGGUCGCAGACCAAGUGUCCGCGCGAGCGAGACAACUCAACCAUCGUCUCAAAAACCGAAGAACGGCGAUUGUCACCCGCCGAGAGAAUGAUUUAUCUCUGCAUUCGCAGUCGCAAUCACAAUCCCAACAACAGCAGCCACCACAGCAACAGCAUCGCUCCAUCAGCCCCGUUUGGCGCGACGCCAAUGGAAGUCAGCUUCCGCUGAACGGCAGCAGUCACUCGAACACCCAGUCUCCCUCCGCUGGCUUCGUUGCGGUUAACACCGGCCGGCCCGGUGGGGAACCCACAACUGAAGACAAUGCGCUGUCGCAACAGUUCAUGUUCUCGCACUCCAACACAGAUAAUGUUACUAUCAUCAACGGGACCUCCAUCAAAGGCGCAUCUCCGACAACGCGCGCGGAGCUGAUGAAGAAGUUCUUCACUACCCAGACCGACAAUCUCGCAGCUAUGAAGAAGGGACCGGAUCCCAAAACCGCCAAGUACAAUAUGUACACCCCCGCCCCAGCUACCGUCGCAAUCCCCAACACUCCGUCGUCGCUGCUCCCUCCACCCAAGUCCCACCACCAUGAGAAGGACGACGGCGGUCCGUUCAAGAUGGAGAUGGUUGCCCGCAUGGAGGAGCUGCAACGCGGCGAACGCAUACUGCCCCCAUGUGAUAGGUGUCGUCGCCUCCACAUGGAUUGCUUGAAGAACCUUACAGCAUGCAUGGGUUGCACGAAGAAGCAUGCCAAAUGUUCUUGGAAGGACGUCAAAGCGGAGGAGCUACAGGAGGCACGGGAGCAUCGUGAGCCACGCCCCGAUCCAAUGGCACGGGAGCGACCAGAGAGUUCGACCCCGAAAGAGUCCUUACCGACGACCACAGCACCGGCACCGAUGGCGCCAUCUAUCUCUUCCGCACCCACACCCCCUUCAGCUGUAGUGGUACCCGAAAUCGAUCGUCAUCGAGAGAUUGAGUACAACGUGCGCAGGGAGUCCGCUCCAACAGCGGGUCCCAUACACGGCACUUCACUCGGAAAGGAGCCGUCGCCCCGCCGGGCGAUGAGUGAGAUCCGGGGGGGCUCCUUAAGUCAUGACAGGCAUAUCGGUAUCAACCGCAACACCAACCCAGCCGCAGAGGAUGAUGACCCGGAUGCCAAUCAACGGCUGAUGCAGGCAAUCCUCGACACGGUUGACCACCAUGCGCGAGCUGCAGCCGCCGCAAAAGAGGGUGGGCAACCGAUGACUGAGCGUGAACGCGAGCAAGAACGAGACCGAGACCGGAAACUGGUGAAAGCUUAG
Messenger RNA from Aspergillus nomiae NRRL 13137, 1881 nucleotides. Its product is annotated as Zn(II)2Cys6 transcription factor domain-containing protein. The record is from RefSeq and is a predicted model, not a curated record. The transcript has 3 exons. Bases 1 to 1881 code for a protein of 626 amino acids. Gene Ontology annotation, molecular function: DNA-binding transcription factor activity, RNA polymerase II-specific; zinc ion binding. NCBI's taxonomy places the organism in Eukaryota, Fungi, Ascomycota, Eurotiomycetes, Eurotiales, Aspergillaceae. Gene Ontology annotation, biological process: regulation of DNA-templated transcription.